This is a messenger RNA of Pipra filicauda (Wire-tailed manakin), 362 nucleotides long. RefSeq names its product calcipressin-1. The transcript is spliced from 2 exons. The coding region runs from base 63 to 353 and encodes 96 amino acids. The record is from RefSeq and is a predicted model, not a curated record. Lineage: Eukaryota; Metazoa; Chordata; Aves; Passeriformes; Pipridae.
CGGAGGGGCGGGUGAAGCCGCCUCGGCAACGUCCGCUCAGCCGCCUCCGCGCGGCCCCGGCCAUGGAGGAGCCGCCGCUCCGGGAGCUGCCGCCGCCGCCCGGGGAAGGGGAGGAGGAGGAAGGAGAGGAAGAGGAGGAGGAGGAGACGGACGCGGAGUGGAGCUUCGUUGACGGCGAGAUGGAGGCGGUGGCGCUGCGGGACCUGCCCACCGCCACCAUCGCCUGCAACCUGGACCCGCGCGUGUUCCAGGACGGGCCGUGCCGGAAAUCUGCUUUUAGGAACCUCACCCAGAGCAGAGGAAGUGCAGGAAUUCUUCAGGAGAUGGUUCAGGAGAGAUUGUUCCUUAAUUAACCGCUUGGG